Molecule: messenger RNA, 2226 nt
Organism: Malassezia vespertilionis
Lineage: Eukaryota; Fungi; Basidiomycota; Malasseziomycetes; Malasseziales; Malasseziaceae
Gene: CWH41
Product: mannosyl-oligosaccharide glucosidase
Exons: 2
Coding region: 1-2226 (741 amino acids)
Biological process (GO): oligosaccharide metabolic process; protein N-linked glycosylation
Cellular component (GO): endoplasmic reticulum membrane
Molecular function (GO): Glc3Man9GlcNAc2 oligosaccharide glucosidase activity
Source: RefSeq, a predicted model, not a curated record
AUGCGCAAUCCGCCGUUUUUAGCGGGAUUGCAGCUGCUACAGCUCAUACUCGCCUUUGCGGCAUGUAUUUCAGCUUCCAGUGAUGUUGUCGGCGACCCAGGCACCGUCUGGGGCACCUAUCGGCCUCAAGUAUUGUUCGGCAUGCGACCGCGUCUUCCAGACUCGCUCGUCACGGGGCUCGCGUACUUUGCGACGCGGGACUACCAUGAUGUAAACAAUAUGCGCCACAGUAGCGCGGAAAAUCAAGGCAUUGAUGGGUACGGCUGGACCUACCACGAUGGACGCACCUUCGGAGUACAAGAAAUCAUGGACCGUGCGAACAACUACAAAAUCGAAACAAGUUUCGUCAAAACAGGCCACGAAUCAAGCCCAGGAAACUGGGCCGUGCGUAUCAAAGGCACGGUGAUUGACCGCGAUGAUCCUGCAGAGCUCGCUGUCGUGUAUUAUAUCGGCAGCGAGUCGCCUGACACCACGCUUUCCAUCCACGGUACCUCGGACGGCCCCUCGUUCUCGGGCACCUCGCCGGUGUUUGGCAACUUCACGCUCAAAGCGGUGCAGCCUACCAUAAACCGCUAUGCACACAAUGUCUCGCCGUCGUACACGGGCAUACAGGCGCCGUACGACGAGGUAUGGCGCGGCAAAGAGUAUGUCUUGAGCGAGUUGGCCACCAAUUUUGAGCAGAUAUACAAGCACGGCGAGACGGACAUCAACGAUCUUCCCCCUGCUGCUACUGUACUCCAGCUACACAACAACACAAUGAGCCAGGCCACGUUCUAUGCUCUGCAGCACACCUUUACCGGCGACUUUACCCUGGAUUGGUUCUUCGAGUCCGCUGAUACGCCGCGUGCGGCGCACAUGGACAGUGCCGCGUUCAGCGGCGCACUUGCGCAGCACAAGCAUGCGUACGAAGACCGCUUUGAAACGCAGUUCCAGCUAGCCAAGCAAGGCUUUUCUCCCGAGGAAAUCGCCCAGGCGCGCCAAAUUACUGCCCAAGUGCUCGGCGGGAUUGGCUUCUACCACGGCGACAGUUUGGUCGACAGCCGCGAACUCGACAAUGAAGAGCUCAACCUGCACGAGCCCGAGAGCGCGCAGCCGCAAAUUGUGCCGUCUCGAGCGCUGCUCACCGCCACGCCAAGCCGCAGUUUCUUCCCGCGUGGAUUUUACUGGGACGAGGGCUUCCAUCUUUUGCACAUUGGUGCUUGGGACAUGAACCUGAGCAUGCAGCUGUUUGAGUCCUGGACAAGCUUGAUCGACGACAAGGGCUGGGUCGCCCGCGAGCAGAUCCUCGGCAAAGAGGCCCACAGCUGGGUCCCGGACGCGUUCAAGGUCCAGUUUCCCAACUAUGCCAAUCCGCCAGCGCUGAUCAUGGGCCUGAACGCGUAUUUGGACAAGCUUGCAGCCGUACAGGACAUGACUGGCGUUGCAGAGGCCGCACAGCAGCCAUUUGCGCUAGGCGCCGCGCGGCAGGGCGGGAAGCCCCGCGAUCCAAGCUUGCUGGCGCGCUUGUACGAGCCAUGGCGGCGCCACUAUUUAUGGUACAGAGACACCCAGCGCGGCCAGGUCCGCCAAUGGGACCGCGACGCUACUGCAAAAGGCGAGGCAUUCCGUUGGCGCGGCCGGUCGCAGACCCACGUUUUGACCAGCGGCCUGGACGACUAUCCGCGCGCGACGGAGCCGCAUAUCGGCGAGCUGCACGUCGAUCUGCACGCUUGGAUGGGCUGGUUUGCGCGUGCGAUGCACCGCUUCGCCAAGACGCUCGGCAUGGACGACGACGCGGUGGAGUACGAGCACCAUGCAGCCGGCAUCCAAAACAAUCUUAAAGACUUGCACUGGGACGCGCAGAGCAAACUAUUUUGCGACGCGUCGGUGGACGAGUUCGAGGAAUCGUAUUUAGAGUGCCACCCUGGCUAUGUGAGCCUCUUUCCUCUGCUCAUGGAACUGUUACCUGCGGAUAGCGACGAGCUGGGCGCGACGCUCGCCAUGAUGCACGACCCAGCGCAGCUUUGGUCACACCAUGGCUUGCGCAGUUUGAGCAAGCAGCAUCCUCUCUACCGUACCGGCGAAGACUAUUGGCGCAGCGCUGUCUGGGUCCCGGUGAACUACUUGGCCCUGCGUGCGCUGCACAACCACUAUGCUGUUGUGAACGGGCCGUACCGCGCGCUGGCACAGGCAAUGUACACUGCGCUGCGGAAAAACAUCAUCGAUACAGUGCUAAAUGCACACUGA